Messenger RNA from Cicer arietinum (chickpea), 3232 nucleotides. RefSeq names its product CRM-domain containing factor CFM3, chloroplastic/mitochondrial. Gene Ontology annotation, biological process: RNA splicing, via transesterification reactions. Gene Ontology annotation, molecular function: mRNA binding. The record is from RefSeq and is a predicted model, not a curated record. NCBI's taxonomy places the organism in Eukaryota, Viridiplantae, Streptophyta, Magnoliopsida, Fabales, Fabaceae.
CACAAAAUCAAAACAAAAAUCUCUCCGAAAACAACCUUAUCCAUCAUCAUCAUCUCCUUAACUUCCCCAAAAAAAAUUCAUUCAAAAAUUCUGCAACUUUCUCAUAAUUCCAAACACAAACAGCUUCAAAAUGCAACACUAACAACAACAAUGGCGUUCCCAAACACCACAUGCAAACCAUCAUCAUCACAGCUUCCUUUCAACAACAAUUCAUCAUUCUCACUCAUAAACCUUUCUCGCUCCUAUUUCACUAUUCACUUUCUCUCUCAUCCAAAACCCUCAUUUCCUAUUUUCUCUUCUCUCAAAACCACCCAUCAUUCAUCUCCCAAAUCAAACUCCAACCCAACACCACCUUGGCUCUCUUCUCCCAAAAGGGUCACUGAAUCACCCAUCAAAAAUGAAUCUUUGAAUCUUCAACAUGAUAAUAAUAAACCGAAAAAUCCGGUUGAAAGAAUCGUUUUUCGGUUGAGGAAUCUAGGGUUGGCUGAAGAAGAAGGUGAGAAAGAACAACAAGAAGAAGAAGUUGAAGUGAGUGAAUUACCUGUUAGUGGUGAUGAGAAAUUGAGUGAAUUGUUGAAGAGAAAAUGGGUUCGACCGGAUGCUUUAUUGGACGAUGAGGAUAAAGAGGAAGAUGAAAUGGUGUUGCCAUGGAAGAGAGAAGAAGAAAGGGAAAUGGGUGGUGGUGAUGUUGGGAUUGAUGAAGAGGGGUUAAAGAAGAGGACAAUAAAGGCACCAUCUUUGGCUGAAUUGACACUUGAGGAUGAAUUGUUGAGGAGGUUGAGGAGAGAGGGAAUGCGUGUGAGAGAGAGGGUUAGUGUUCCAAAAGCUGGAUUAACACAAGAGGUUAUGGAGAAGAUUCAUGAGAGGUGGAGGAAGGAAGAGUUGGUUAGGCUUAAGUUUCAUGAGGAGCUUGCUAAGAAUAUGAGGGUUGCUCAUGAGAUUGUUGAGCGCCGAACAGGAGGAUUGGUUACAUGGAGAGCAGGAAGUGUUAUGAUGGUGUAUCGUGGUAAAAAUUACCAAGGGCCAAACUCCUCGAAGGAACUCGAUGCAAAAGAAGGUGAUGGCUUUUUUGUGCCGGACGUCUCAUCAAAAAGUUCGUCAAGAACAAAAGACAGUAGCACAACCGCAUCCCUAAAAAAUAGUGCGCAAGUUAGGAGGAACGACGAACAGCCUGAGAACAUGACGAAAGAGGAAGCAGAGUACAAUGCGCUUCUCGAUGGUUUAGGUCCUCGAUUUUUUGAAUGGUGGGGUACAGGAAUACUUCCCGUUGAUGCUGAUUUACUUCCCCGUGACAUUCCUGGUUACAAAACACCUUAUAGGCUUCUUCCUACUGGAAUGCGUUCUCGACUAACAAGCGCAGAGAUUACUGAUUUGAGGAAAAUCGCAAAGUCACUUCCAUGUCAUUUUGCCCUAGGGAGAAAUAGAUAUCACCAAGGCCUAGCAUGUGCUAUUCUUAAGCUUUGGGAGAAAAGUUUAAUUGCAAAGAUUGCCGUUAAACCUGGUAUCCAGAACACAAACAAUAAACUUAUGGCCGACGAACUUGUGACGUUAACAGGAGGUACUUUGCUGCUAAGGGAUAAAUAUUACAUAGUUAUAUAUCGCGGGAAGGACUUUGUUCCAACAGGGGUAGCUGCAGUUUUGGCUGAAAGACAGGAAUUGACGAAAGAGGUGCAGGAUGUUGAAGAGAAGGUGCGGUGCAAAGCUGUUGUUGCAACUCCGUCUGGACAAGGUGAAGCAACAGUACUGGCAGGAACUUUAGCAGAGUUCUAUGAGGCGCAGGCUCGUUGGGGAAGGGACAUAUCUACUGAAGAACGUGAGAGGAUGAUCGAAGAAGCUGCCAAAGCCAAGAGUGUUAAGCUUGUCAAACAAAUUGAACACCGACUCUCUCUUGCCCAGACCAAAAAGAUUCGAGCAGAAAAGCUGUUAGCCAAAAUAGAAGUAUCCAUGGUUCCAGUUGGUCCUGAUUAUGACCAGGAAACAAUCACAGAUGAAGAACGUGCCGUGUUCCGCAGGAUUGGUUUAAGAAUGAAGCCGUAUUUACCACUCGGUAUACGUGGUGUUUUCGAUGGUGUCAUUGAGAACAUGCAUCUGCAUUGGAAGCAUCGAGAACUUGUAAAAUUGAUAACAAAACAAAAGAAUCUUGCUUUUGUCGAAGACACAGCAAGGUUAUUGGAAUAUGAAAGUGGUGGAAUACUCGUGGCAAUAGAGAAAGUUUCUAAAGAAUUUGCUCUUAUUUACUAUCGUGGAAAGAAUUAUAAGCGGCCUAUUAGUCUAAGACCAAGAAACCUUUUAACGAAGGCAAAGGCAUUGAAGCGUUCUGUAGCCAUGCAACGCCACGAGGCUCUAAGUAACCAUAUUACGGAAUUGGAAACAACAAUAGAACAAAUGAAACAAGAAAUUGGUCUAUCUGACGAUGAGUGGAGCAUGAAGGAAGGGCAUGAAAACCAACUAGAUCACAACUCAGAAUUCACCCAAAGUGAGGAUGAAGAUUCCGAUGGUUUUGAUGACGAGGAAGACACUGAUUGGGAUGAAGACGAGGACUCCGAGUUUUCAAAACUCGACAUCGAUGGUCAUCCUUGAAGGCUGGUUGACAUAUUUUCCUUGAAGUUUCAUUUCAAUGAUGACAGCUGCUAUUGUAUCAACUUUGCUAUUUGAUUGCAUAGCUCAUAAGUUUUCAAAAGCUUGCAACAACACUACAACAGUUAAAGGGAAAAUGAUCUCAUCGGUUCCGCGAUUCUGAUACUUUAGGGUAAUCAAAAGGCAAGCUUACUCACAUCAAUUUUUAUAUUUUCACAUUCUUAGCCGAAAAUAUCAAGUGAGUUAUUCAGAGUUAUUUUUUUAUAGGCAAAUGUUAGUUCCAAUAUUGUUAAGUUAGUAGUUAGAGUUUGAACCCUGAACUUCCUUCUCAAACUCUUUUGGGUGCCUACACAUCAUUGUUGUCACGCAGGCUGCAUCAGCGAAAACUCGUCAUCAAAUUACCUUAUUGCCCCUGGUUUUUCAUUUGAAUAGCACUUGAUCUUUCACUACUUUUUGAAUUAGUAUCUUAAAGGAUGCUAGCUGAGUUUUGAGUAGCAUGAAGGAAAACACUAUGAUGUAAUGAUUAUUGUAAAUUCUUCUUCACAUUGUAAUAGGAUAUACUCAUUUAGGUAGUUCAUAAUGGUAAAGAAUAUUGUUACUCUCUUUUACUUACUAUUGUGAUAUUAUUAUCAUUUUUUUAAAAAGCAAACUUUUA